AAAAUAUUCCUCACUACCAUAGUCUCCUCAACACUACUAUUCCCAAAAACCAAUCUCUCUCACUCUCUUUUUUCUCUCGUAGUUCCAAAAUGGUCACUCCAAAACACUUCUUCUUCGCAACGCUCUUGAUUCUUGCCUCCAUCCAUGUCGAAGCAAGAGAGGUCAGGGAGCGCGAAUCCUUCAGCAAGUUCACCAACGCCAACGACAAUGACGACACGGAGAAGGCACGAGUCGUCCCCCACACCACGGAAGAGGCUCUCCCCACCGCCCAAGAAGAGGCCUUGAAGAAGCAGGAGGACCAGGAGCAAGAGCCGGCCUUCCUCCCGCAGACCCAGAAUGGAUAUGGCCUCUACGGUCAUGAGGAGAUGUUCGAGGACACUCCCGCCACCACCACCGCCACCACCCGUGACCGCCCGUCCAGGACGGCGAUGCCGGACGACUCAUUCUACAGCUACCCGAAUGGCGAUUCCGAGAGCAGCAACAACUAUUACAACGAUAGGAGGAGCGACAACUACUUCGACAAGGAUGCUUACGUCACAGGCCAGAGGGAGCAAGCCCGCGACACUUACUUGCCGGAGGAGCAGAACUUUGACGGCAACGCUCGGCUUCAAGAUAGUAGCUACACCACCGCCACCGGCUCCCGUGCCACCACGAAUGACCGCAACAACUACUAUACAGGCGGCAAUAGGUAUGGCGCCGGGAAGCAGGAAGGGAUGAGUGACACGAGGUUCAUGGAGAACGGGAAGUACUUCUACGACGUGGACAACGAGGAGAAAUACUACCAAAACAGGUACAAGAAUUCGAGGCCCGGGUACUCGACUCAAGGUUACUACGGCAACGGCGACCGCACCAACAACGUCAACCUCUACGAGCAGCAGUUCGACAAAGUCGACCGCGACUCCAUGGGACGAUUCCAGGACCAGGAGGAGUUCCAGGAGAGCCAGGACGAUGAGUUUGUGCCCUGAGCGAGAGAGGGAGAGAGUCUGAUGAAGCUGAUGGAUCCUAAGAGGAUCAAAUUGAAUGGGGUUUUAAUUAUUCAUGAUAUGUUUUGGAUUAUGGCGUUUUGUGGUGGAAAAGAGAAACGUAAAAUGUUAAACUAUACAUUUUUAGCUUUUUUUAACUUUAAUUUGUGACCUUGUUUUGCAGUAUUCCCUGGGACUGCGUGUUUGGAAAAAGUUGG
Rhodamnia argentea is the source of this 1180-nucleotide messenger RNA. Its product is annotated as protein E6-like. The transcript has 2 exons. Bases 90 to 965 code for a protein of 291 amino acids. The record is from RefSeq and is a predicted model, not a curated record. Lineage: Eukaryota; Viridiplantae; Streptophyta; Magnoliopsida; Myrtales; Myrtaceae.